AUGGAAAUUAGAGACACUGAAAUUCGACUGCUUUAUAUUGGCGCACCUCAGAAAAAUAUUCUUUUCGAAAAAAUACGGGCAACAGCUAUUAAAUGCGAGAAACAUGUUACAUACGCAGAUACUUUCUAUCUCAAAUACAAUAUCGAUGGUGAAGAAGUGACUGUGGAAUUAUUCGAUCCAGGCUUGGAACACACGGGUGCAAGAGAAAUGGGUAUUCAAAGAGCUCAUGGAGCAAUUUUGGUUUAUUCUGCAUGCUCAACAGAUUCACUUCAAUGGAUCACUGAAAUACCUAUAGUUCUGAUUUCAAUCGAGGAUAAUUUAACGGAUGGAUUAGUAAUUGAGAAAGCAUCGGUUUCUCAGUCAUCUACAUCUGAAAACUACGAAUUUGAAGAUUCGCCAUUGAAUCUUGAAUUAACGCCUAAAAGGAUAGUGGAAAAUUCACCCACAAAAACAAAAGUCCCUCAGGAAAAGGUAAUAAAUAUUUUAGUUCUUUAA
Messenger RNA from Dracunculus medinensis (Guinea worm), 495 nucleotides. Lineage: Eukaryota; Metazoa; Nematoda; Chromadorea; Rhabditida; Dracunculidae. The record is from the annotation of a GenBank genome assembly.